GCAAACAACUGAUCGGGCAGAGCAGAGCAGAGCAAAGAAAGAAACCCUAACUGAAGCUUCGAACGAUGAAGACAAUACUCGAUCUUCCAGAGAAUCUGGUAGAGGACGAGAUCUUCUCUAGGCUGUCGAUUUCAUCUCUGAACUCAGUGAGAACUACCUGCAAAAAAUGGAACAUUUUACUUAAAAACCAGAUCCUUUUGGGUGAAGCAGCAGAAAGAAGAAAGAAGCACUUCCUGAUGCUGGACUCGAAGUCAAAGAGGAUCUGUUUGAUGAACUUCGACAUCCUCCGCAAAGACAAAGACGAUGGCGAACCAUCUAUAAAACAAGUAAGCGUACUUGCUCAAAUCCAGAUCUCCAAUGUGUUUCAGUGCGAUGGUUUGUUGCUAUGCGUCCUUGAGGAUGAUAGCUCUAGGCUCUUGGUAUGGAAUCCUUACUUAGGACAAACCACGUGGAUCGAACCCAGACACAGUAGUUUCCAUAGUUCAGACAGGUUUGCUCUCGGAUACGACAACAACAACAACAACCACAAGAUCCUGAGGAUCUCUACCAACGAAGAACACGUUUUAGGGUUCGAACUCUACGAGUUUAGCUCGAGUUCUUGGAAGGUUCUUGAUGAUGUCACAAGCGAACACGUUUUAUGGUCUCAUGCACACGGCGGCGUCUCUUUGAAGGGAAACACUUAUUUUCGUGCGAGUCCUGUAGCUUCCUUCCUCUGUUUCGAUUUCACAGCAGAGAGCUUUGGACCGCUUCUCCCUCUCCCCCCGUCUCAUUCUUACGAUGGAUUGCAUUUUCUGUCUUUCUCUUGCGUUAGAGAGGAGCAGCAGCUCGCUGUGCUGUAUCAGCACUGGCAGACACGUCAGACGAUCGAGAUCAGCGUCACGGAUAAGAUUGGUCCUGACGUUGUGUCUUGGACAAAGUUUUUGAGAGUGGUCACUGACUAUUGGGUUGACCCUUCUGCUGGGAGUUUUCUCGUUGACGAGGAGAAGAAAAUUGCUGUGGUUUUCGUUCUAGAAAGGGUCGGUGCCAGUGGAUGUCUCUACCAAACUGCUCACGUCUUCGGACAAGAUGGAUACUUCACAUCUGUGAGAAUCCGAGAAGCUCAUGAACUCGAAAACAAGGUUUCUUCUCCGAAUACGAUUACGAGACGUUUUGCCCCAGUGGUGUGCUCUUCGUAUCUUCCAAGCUUACUGCAACUCAACCAACCAGGCUAAUGUGGAAAGAAUGCGAUUGUAGUACAUUUUCAUCAUCUUCUCUCGGAUAAAUUGUUAAUUAUGUGCGUUUAUAUUUUGAAUGUUUUGGCCUCUCUUUUGAGACUGUUCAUGUCUCUCGUGAUAUGUAAUCAGAUUCAUCC
This is a messenger RNA of Raphanus sativus (radish), 1351 nucleotides long. Its product is annotated as F-box/kelch-repeat protein At3g13680-like. Bases 66 to 1211 code for a protein of 381 amino acids. The transcript is spliced from 2 exons. NCBI's taxonomy places the organism in Eukaryota, Viridiplantae, Streptophyta, Magnoliopsida, Brassicales, Brassicaceae. Gene Ontology annotation, molecular function: protein binding. The record is from RefSeq and is a predicted model, not a curated record.